This is a messenger RNA of Hippocampus zosterae (dwarf seahorse), 2458 nucleotides long. Its product is annotated as AP-1 complex subunit sigma-1A. Gene Ontology annotation, cellular component: intracellular membrane-bounded organelle; membrane coat; AP-1 adaptor complex. Lineage: Eukaryota; Metazoa; Chordata; Actinopteri; Syngnathiformes; Syngnathidae. Gene Ontology annotation, molecular function: clathrin-cargo adaptor activity. The coding region runs from base 212 to 688 and encodes 158 amino acids. The record is from RefSeq and is a predicted model, not a curated record. Gene Ontology annotation, biological process: intracellular protein transport; vesicle-mediated transport. The transcript is spliced from 5 exons.
UAUGCGCAUGCGCAGUCGGGUUUAACCCUGCCCGGGGAAGGAGGCGAUGGUUUUGCUUAUGCUGUCGUGUAUAAUGUGUGCUCACACAUUACCUGACAGACAUGAACAAGUGUCCACACUAACCGCGGUGUGAGCGAAUUACCCCCGUGGGGUAUUCUUCGAGGGAGAGUUGGUCGCGAACGUCGCGGUAUCGACCCAAAACGUUUGGAAAAUGAUGCGCUUCAUGCUGCUGUUCAGUCGGCAGGGCAAGCUCCGGCUGCAGAAGUGGUACACGGCCACGGCCGAGCGCGACAAAAAGAAGAUGGUGAGGGAGCUGAUGCAGAUCGUACUUGCCCGCAAGCCCAAAAUGUGCAGUUUUCUGGAAUGGAGGGACCUCAAGAUUGUCUACAAGAGGUACGCCAGCUUGUACUUCUGCUGCGCUGUGGAGGAGCACGACAACGAGCUCAUUACGCUCGAAGUCAUCCACCGCUUUGUCGAACUCUUGGAUAAAUACUUUGGCAGCGUGUGCGAGCUGGACAUCAUCUUCAAUUUUGAGAAGGCCUACUUCAUCCUGGACGAGUUCCUGAUGGGAGGCGAGAUCCAGGACACGUCCAAGAAGAGCGUCCUCAAAGCCAUCGAGCAAGCCGACAUCCUGCAGGAGGAAGACGAGUCGCCCAGGAGCGUCCUGGAGGAGAUGGGCUUGGCGUAGUGGAUGCUCGUGCACGGGACUGAACACUACUUCUGUGCGUCACACGUGGCUCGGCGACCGUGAUGCACCGUGUGGGUACGAGCCUCGCAUUGACACGUCUACCAGUGUGUGUAUGUGUGUGUGUGUGUGUGUGUGUGUGUGUGUGUGUGUGUGUGACAAAGUGCACACAUGAUUUGUUUGUAUGUAUUUCUAUUUGUCCGAGUGAUCCGGAAUUGUAUAUGCUGGUCAGAAGCAAAUGGGGGGGCAAACCGGAGAUGAGAAAAUGCAAAUUUUGAUAUCUCUCAGUACGAGAAGACCAAAAGCAGUUUGUUUGGUGCCCUGAUUCCGAAAUCGUGUCCGCUCUUGUGCGUCGCUGGCAGCUAAACGGUGGCAACCCGGAGUUGAUUUUCGCCGACAACAAUGGCACGUUUUUUUUUUUUUUGUCAGUACGAAGCAGACGAUUCAAACCUAUAGUUCGCGUUUGUAGGCGACGGAAGCGCCGACGGCUCCAAAGUGUGCCUAAUCAAACGUCCCUUGGGAAUAGGGAACCAAAGACGUUGAACAUCACUGCCGCAAUUAGCGUCGCUACGCCGGGACCGCGGCAUGACAUCAUCAGCUUUUGUCGUCCCAUCAGGCGACGCACGCGUGAUGUGAAAGGGAGGAAGAUGCACUCUUAAAGCUGCUGGCUCCAAAGUAAUCCAAACUGAUCGAUGCUAGCUAGCUAGCUAGCUAGCUAACCCAGCAAUGGGUCCGAAAAGGGACCGAGCUAUAGCAUUGGGUGGAAGCCAACCUGGCAUCUAAUCAAAAUCCACAACUACCCAGCGAGUGGGUUAGGAACACAACCCAGCAUUUUUGAGCGUGCAACCACAAAGCUCAUUUUUCUACGGGGAAGCUGACGGCCACUCUGGAAUGUUUCUUUUGAGGGGAACGAGACCCGAAAUGGCAUUGGGCCUGCGCCUCGCUCGCUCAGAUCCUUUUUUUUUUUUUUUUUUUGGAGAAAGUCUUAUUCUUAUCGUUAGGAAACAACUUUGUCUCUCGGAAAAGAACGUCCCACCUUUGCGUUUAAGCACAGCGCCGCAGCGUCUUCUGUGUUUCGCAAGCUUCAGUUUUCAUCUUUACUUUGUAUCUUGCCGCGCUCGAUGAAUCGCUUUUUUGGGGACUACUUUUUUCAAGCAUGGGGAGUAAAAAUGAUUCUACUGUUCUAUUGUAUGGAGGGUUCUCUCAUUUCGGGAUGCUGACUUGCUUUUUAAAAAAAAAACUUUUUAACAUUUAUUUAUUUUUCUCAGCUUGAUUAAAACUACGUUCAGUAAGCGGCGCAGCCGUGCGCAUGUGUCGGUCGACAGCUUUAUUUGUUUGCAUUACUCCAGUUCUUGAUUUAACAGCCAACACUGACAUGCGAUCGUUCAGCUCACGUCAUGCAAAUGCUUUUUUUUCUUUCUUUUUUUUUUGAGUGGGGGAAAUAAUGUAGUAGUUGUUGUUUUAAAUAAAUGAACCCCUGCAAGACUUUGAAAAGAAACAAUCGAGUUGUUUGUGGAGUGACGCGCGAAUGAUGAGCUCCUUGGAUCUGUUUUAACAGCUGUGAAAGCAAUUUUAUGAGUCAAAAGGUUUCAAGCGAGUCUGCGUAUUUGUCGGGGCUGCUUUUGGUUGGGACUUUGUAGGUGCGGGGGGGGGAGUUCUUUUUUGUUUAUGUGGUUUGUGGGGACGUGUGUUUGUCUGCACUUUUGGAAAUUAUUCUUUUCAGAUCACCAGGGCGGGUAAUUAAUUUCCUGCACACAAACAUCCAAAAAGAAA